CAUUGUCGUUAUUUUUUCUUUCUUUCUUUCUUUAAUGUACUCAAACGAUGAGCCCUCGGUGUUUGUGUGUGCCAACCCAUUCAACAUUCCAGCCAGAUUACUCUCUGGAAAGGGUAGACAACUUGGUGUAUAUACAUCAAGUGCAAUGAUUGCAUGUGGUUGGUGGUGCUUUUUGGAUGCUGUGAUUCAGUCUAGUUCAGUUGUGGGUGCGACUCCAAUGGGAUUUGAGGAUUGGUUUUCUGGAAUACUGACAACGUUUGGAAUGAUUGUAGUGAAUAUGAUUGAUAAGUCCAGGCUUUAUGGAGAAGCUUCUCAGUAUGAUAGUGUUGCUUGGAAGGCUCGCUUAUUUCUGUUUAUGGGAUUUGCACUUAUGGCUGGAGGAUUGGCUGGAUCUAUUUGCACGUUAAUUCUCAAGUAUGUUAUCCAUUUGGAUUCGACUGACAUUUACUUUGGAGUAGCUGGAGUGAUUCAGAAUUCGUUGAUUAUGCUGAGUGCUAUGGUAUUAUGGAUGGCACAGAGCGCGCAGGGAGAAUUUGUAUACAAUGUUCAACUCUAAGAGUAUGUUUUCUUCUUCUUCUUUAUACUAUACUAUACUAUACUUUAUAUACGUAUCUUUCUCUUCUUUAAACAAAAAUCAUAUAUAAAAAAAAAAGAAAGACUCGUACAACC
Molecule: messenger RNA, 669 nt
Organism: Phycomyces blakesleeanus NRRL 1555(-)
Lineage: Eukaryota; Fungi; Mucoromycota; Mucoromycetes; Mucorales; Phycomycetaceae
Exons: 6
Coding region: 35-556 (173 amino acids)
Biological process (GO): late endosome to vacuole transport via multivesicular body sorting pathway; protein targeting to vacuole
Cellular component (GO): fungal-type vacuole membrane; Vps55/Vps68 complex
Source: RefSeq, a predicted model, not a curated record